AUGGACCCCUUGAGGCAGUCCCCCUCGCCCAGUUCAUCACAGGCCUCCAGCCCGAGGACCCUCUCCUGCGAGAGGCUUGGUUACGUGGGCAUCGAAGCUGUGCUGGACCAACUCAAGAUCAAGGCCAUGAAGAUGGGGUUCGAGUUCAACAUCAUGGUGGUGGGACAGAGCGGGCUGGGCAAGUCCACCAUGGUGAACACGCUCUUCAAGUCCAAGAUAUGGAAGUCCACGAUGCCGGGUCUGAGGGUGCCCACGCCCCAGACGCUGCAGCUGUAUUCCAUGACUCAUGUCAUCGAGGAGAAUGGCGUGAAGCUUAAGCUGACCGUGACCGACACACCGGGCUUUGGGGACCAAAUCAACAACGACAAGUGCUGGGACCCCAUCCUGGGCUACAUCAACGAGCAGUACGAGCGGUACCUGCAAGAGGAGAUCCUCAUCACCCGCCAACGACACAUCCCCGACACGAGAGUGCACUGCUGCAUAUACUUCGUGCCGCCCACCGGGCACUGCUUGAGGCCCCUGGAUCUUGAGUUCCUGCAGCGGCUCUGCCGGGCUGUGAACGUGGUGCCCGUGAUAGCCCGGGCCGACAGCCUGACCAUUGAGGAGCGAGAGGCCUUCAGGCACAGGAUCCAGGAUGACCUGAAGACUCACAGCAUCGAGGUGUACCCUCAGAAGUGCUUUGACGAGGACAUCAAUGACAAGAUCCUCAACAGCAAGAUCCGGGAGAGGAUCCCCUUCGCUGUGGUCGGGGCCGACCGAGAGCACAUGGUGAACGGGAGGUGUGUCCUGGGCCGGAAGACGAAGUGGGGCAUCAUUGAAGUGGAGAACAUGGCCCACUGUGAGUUCCCCCUCCUGAGAGACCUGCUCAUCCGCUCCCACCUCCAAGACCUGAAGGACAUCACCCACAAUGUCCACUACGAGAACUACCGCAUCAUCAGACUGAAAGAAAGCCACGCGCUGCCCCGGGGGCCCGGCUGGGUGGACCUGGCCCCUGCCCCGUCCCCUGCCCCCGGCCCGGCCCCCACGGGCACCCGGGCCAGCCCCGGGCCUGCAAAGGUGUGCCGGUGGGCCGAGGACAACUCAGACGAGGACUUCUAA
Molecule: messenger RNA, 1098 nt
Organism: Rangifer tarandus platyrhynchus (Svalbard reindeer)
Lineage: Eukaryota; Metazoa; Chordata; Mammalia; Artiodactyla; Cervidae
Source: the annotation of a GenBank genome assembly